UGCACACCGUUUUGAUGGCGUUCGCUGGUGUUUAUAGUUGUGCCAUGUUUUGUUUCUUUCCUCCAUGUAGUUGUGCAUAAUUUAGCAAGUUUAGUGUUUAGCCGCUUCGUUUGUGUUUUGUGGCCUUCGCCGGUGGAAAUGUGCUCCGCUAACAUUGUCUUAUAAUGGUAUGCUGGCCUGCAAAUGUUGAAGAUUGUGCUUGGCAGAAUAGUGUUGCUGACAGGCACGUCAUCUGCGUCUUGCUCUACUAAAGCGGACCACAGGGACAAAAUGGGCGGCUCGUCAGCUGGUGUGCGCUUCUCCAGUUCGCCACUGCCAUUGCCAACGCCCAACCACCUCGAGAAACGCAGUGCUAAGGACAAGGGAUCCAAGUUUCUGAGGCGCCUGGUUCAUGUGCGACACAUGGACUUCCAGUUUGCCAUGUGGCAAAUGCUCUACCUUUUCGUUUCCCCGCAGAAAGUGUACCGUAACUUUCAGUACAGAAAACAGACGAAGGACCAGUUCGCCAGGGACGAUCCUGCAUUUCUGGUGUUGCUUGGACUGUGGCUUGUUGCCUCAUCAGUGGGAUUUGUGUUGAUCCUACACAUCAACUUCUUGGGCUUCCUCAAGUUUCUUCUGUGGGUCAUAUUUAUUGACUGCAUCGGCAUGGGUGUCCUUGUGGCUACUGCACUGUGGGUGAUCAGCAACAAGUACCUGCUUAAGCCCACGUGCCGCACUGAAGAUGUCGAGUGGGGAUAUGCAUUUGAUGUGCACCUCAAUGCAUUUUUUCCCCCACUUGUGGUUUUGCACGUCUUCCAGCUGUUCUUCUCUCGUUUGCUUUCGCACCACAUCUCACUUCUGUUUGGCAACACUCUCUGGCUGAUCGCGCUGGGAUACUACAUUUACAUCACAUUCCUUGGCUACAGUGCCCUCCCUAUCCUGAAGAACACACACAUUUUUCUCUAUCCACUGGCCCUCCUGCUUGUUUGCUACAUAGUGACUUUGGUGUGUAAUAUAAACCUUUGUGAGGCCCUUAAUGAUUUCUAUGCAUACAGGGUGAUGUAAGGUACAGUGAUCCCUCACGACAGGAAGCUGUGUGCCAUGUUUUGCUUUCCUUUAUGGAAAAGGACUUUCUGAUGCUUCGUCAUAUGUCUGUGUGUUGAGACUGUAAUUUAAAGCUGUAAAAUAUUUCAGUGGUGUUGCACCUGCAGUAUGCUGUAUGUGUGGGCCCAAUGUAUGAAUAAACUUGUGGCAUCAUGUGAUGCAAUUUUCUCUA
Molecule: messenger RNA, 1255 nt
Organism: Dermacentor silvarum
Lineage: Eukaryota; Metazoa; Arthropoda; Arachnida; Ixodida; Ixodidae
Gene: Unc50
Product: protein unc-50 homolog A
Exons: 8
Coding region: 184-1044 (286 amino acids)
Cellular component (GO): Golgi membrane
Source: RefSeq, a predicted model, not a curated record